AUGCAAGCCCUAACAGUGUGCUCGACGGGGUCACACCUCUAUACCUACCGCAGUGGAUGCUCACUGCCCGGCUGUCCUCGCUGUCUUCUGAAACGAGAAGGCAACGGCAGUCCUCGUAUUGAUUCAUCGACUUCAUCAAACAAGGACUCUGCAAACAGCAGCUCUCCUGAGCCCGAGACCCUUGAAGCCGACGAGAUUCGAGGAACAACCGAGGCCUCUUCUUCACCAAGCGAAACAAAAACCGAUUCCGGAAUCACUCACACAAUCCCAAAUUCGUCCAUAGUUACCAUAACGAGGCACACAGUCGUCUUCUCCGAGGCGCCCUCGCCAUCCUCGACGUCACUCGCCGAAACCAGCCCCGGGACUGCAGCGGAGACCACCUGCUCGGGGUGCAGCGAGCCCAUCCAGACGGCCAAAUCCGAGCAAGAAGCCAGCAGUGCGGGCGGGGUGACUCCGGCCACUAUUUCUGGAAUAGCGGCUGCUGGUGUAGUGAUCCUCGCUCUCGUGGCAAUAAUUUGGCUAGUGUCGCGACGGAGAAAAAGGGCGCGACAAAGUGCAGGCCCAAGCGAAGACGAUCCGACUGGAGGCUCGCGAGUCGACGGGUAUGAGAAGAUGACGCCUCAUACUACCGGUGAAGGGGGAGUCAUCGAUCCAUUCGCCCCUUUUGGAGGGCGAACUGAUCAACCUCACGGCUCGGAUCCCCCGCAAAGCGAAACCUUUGAAAUGGAUGGCGCGGGCGUUGCUCCGGUUGAAUUGCCAGCCGUCAGCAUCUCGGAGGCUCCAGAUACUCCGGCCUCGCCGUUGGAUGUCGCGAGCUCUGCAAGUCCAGCCGGUGCCGACCCUAGAGCAACCCUCGCUUCGGGCUCCUGCCAUGGACGCGCGCAAUAUGUGAAUGAGUGGAAACGAUACAGACCCAUGGCAGAAGAUGACGAGCAAGGGAUGAGAAAGUCAGGGGCAGACUUGUAG
Metarhizium album ARSEF 1941 is the source of this 966-nucleotide messenger RNA. RefSeq lists its product as uncharacterized. The transcript has 2 exons. Bases 1 to 966 code for a protein of 321 amino acids. Lineage: Eukaryota; Fungi; Ascomycota; Sordariomycetes; Hypocreales; Clavicipitaceae. The record is from RefSeq and is a predicted model, not a curated record.